This is a messenger RNA of Funneliformis geosporum, 1364 nucleotides long. The record is from the annotation of a GenBank genome assembly. NCBI's taxonomy places the organism in Eukaryota, Fungi, Glomeromycota, Glomeromycetes, Glomerales, Glomeraceae.
AAACCAUAGCGAAUUUAGGAUCAUUAAAAUUUACACAAUCAAGUCGUAGUCAAGAUCCAAAUAAUCCAACAAGAAUCAUAACCACCACCACCACAACAACAUUCAGUAUGGUAAAAGAUAUGGCAAAAUCUAUAUGUCAGACAUUUCUGGAUGCAAGAUUAUUUGAAAAUUUAUCCGAUACUUAUAGUAGAACAUUUAGGGAUAAAAGUAUUUAUGGACUUACCCCAAAAGGAAUAUACAUAUUAGAAAGAUUUGUAUCAAGAAAUGGUAUAACAGCCCCUCAUUUGACAAAAAUCUUUUUUGUACAACCAACUCAAAUCAGAUUAUUCGCCUUGGAAAGAGAUCCUGAAACUGAUUCCAUUAAUUUAUCAAAACAACAUGUUGAAUCGAUUUUUAGAAGGUUUGCUGGUCCAAGACCGAACUUUAUAAAUAAAUAUGGAGAUUCGUCAGAAGACUCAACAAUGCUUUCGGUUGAUUGGAAUCUUGGUAUAGGACUUAAAGUACGUUAUAUUAAUAAUAUAAGUUAUUAUUACACAUUUUCCGGUGCGAUUUCUUGUGACUGGUUAUGUGAUUUUACAACCUUAAUUUCAAAAGAAGAGGCGAUGAAAGUUGCGACCGAAUUUAUUCGUUUAGGUCUAUUAGAACCAAUUAAUAGUAAAGUGAAUGAUGCAAAAAAAAAAUCAAAUAAGCGAGAUCGUUCAUUAUUUAAAUAUUCAAAAUCCACAUAUUAUAACAUCACGGAAGAAGGUCGACAACUUGCUUUAUGGGAGUAUGAACAUUUACCAGCAAAGAAAGAUUCAGGAAUAAAUUUAUCACCACAAUUAAAUGAUGAUAAUAAAUCACAAAGAAGUUCGUUCAUUGAAAAUCAUGGGAUUAAAGAAUCAAAUACCAAAAGACUACAACAAAUUUUGGAUGAUUCAAAUCUAUGUUCCCUAUUUAUGAACUUUUUAAAAUGCACACUAUGUGAAGAAAAUUUAUUAUUUUUAUUAGACGUUAAAAAUUUUCAAAUUAGAUAUAAUACAAAUGUUAAUGAUAAUGGAGAAUGUAGAGAUCCUAAAGAACAAUUUAAUUUAAUUUCCGAUGCUUUUAGAAUUUAUAACACCUAUUUAGCUCCCGCUUCUCUUAAUGAACUUAAUAUCGAUUUCAAUUUAAGACGAUCGAUGACUCGAUAUAUGACUUCAAUUGCUUCGGGACAUAAUUAUGAUAGGCGUGCGAAAUCUUCUGCUUCGGAUCAACCACCUAAAAUAAAACCUAUCACCAGUCAUUUAUAUGAUGAGAUUCAAGAUGUUAUUUUCAGAUUGGUGGCUACUGAUUCUAUUCCUAAAUUUAUUAGAACUAAAGAAUUUUUGGCCUAUACCAAUUAG